AUGAUGGAGGAUCAGCAAUCACUGCAUAGUUUCAUAUCGGACUAUGAUCAACGGUCGCAUGCGGUUGAGAAGUAUGAUGGUCCUGAUCUAUCUGAAGUUGACAGUGAAGACAAUGAUAAAAUGAUCAAGACGAAUGAGGACGAGGCUGUCAAAGAACCUAUUUACAGAACCAGGUCCAACCAGACAGAGCCUGAUAUCGCAAAUGCGCCACCUUAUUCGAGGUUUGACGCUAAAUAUAAGAUGGCUCUGGUUUUGCAAUGUGCUUACACGGGUUUAUUUUCAACAAUGGCAGGCGCUAUUUACUACCCAGUGCUAAGUGUUAUUGAGAAACAGUUCCACAUUACUGAAGAAUUAGUGAACAUAACUGUGGUUGUUUACUUUAUUUUCCAAGGUAUUGCGCCAACUCUUAUGGGUGGACUAGCCGAUUCCUUGGGUCGGAGACCUGUAGUUCUGUUUGCUGUGACAGUUUACUUUGGUGCAUGCAUUGGUUUAGCCUGUGCCCAAACCUACGCACAGAUUGUUGUGCUGAGGUGUCUACAGGCAGCUGGUAUCUCUCCUGUCAUUGCCAUCAAUAGUGGUAUUAUUGGAGAUGUGACGACCAGGGCCGAAAGAGGGGGGUAUGUCGGAUACAUAUCGGGUUUCCAAGUUUUAGGUAGUGCGUUUGGUGCUCUAAUUGGUGCCGGUUUGUCUUCAAGGUGGGGAUGGAGAUCUAUCUUUUGGUUUUUAGCUAUAGGCUCGGGUGUAUGCUUGGUCUUUUCAAUAAUUAUGCUACCGGAAACCAAGAGAACCAUUGUCGGCAACGGAUCAGUUACUCCUCGUAACUAUCUUAACAGGGCUCCUCUACUCAUGUUUCCUCUAAUACGUAGGAAAUUGCACUUAGACGAUCCAGAGUAUGAAACACUAGAACCACGCACACAACUUAGCCUUUUGGCACCUCUUUCAAUUUUGAAAGUCAAAGAGAUUAGUAUUUUGUUGGUUACUGCUGGUAUUCAAUUUGCUACGUGGUCUACUCAUCAAACAGCUUUGUCAACAGUUUUAAGUAAAAACUAUCAUUUAUCAGUUGCCAAGAUUGGUCUAUGUUAUUUACCAACUGGUAUUUGUACUUUGAUAAGUAUCGUGACCUCUGGUAGAUACUUGAAUUGGAGUUACAGAAGGAGAUUCGCUAAACACAAAGUUUGGCUAAAGGAACAAGAAGAAAUUUUAGUGAAAGAAAAUGGCUACAGUAGAGAGGAAGUUCAAAACAUUAUUAAUAAUGAUCCAAAGUAUGUCUUUAACCUGGUACAAACUAGGCUUCACGCUGCUUUCGUUACUCUGUUAUUGAGUAGUAGUGGAUUUGUCGCAUUUGGAUGGUGCAUCGAUGUUAAGGCACCUCUUGCUUCAGUAUUGGUAAUGAGUGGGUUUGCGUCGUUGUUUUCUAAUUGUAUCUUGACUUUCUCUACAACACUCAUUGUUGAUAUUUUCCCUUCAAAGACAUCAACUGCAACAGGAUGUCUGAACUUAUUCAGAUGUUUGCUAUCUGCUUUGUUUAUCGGCUGUUUGAGUAAAAUGGCUACCAGUAUGACCUAUGGUGGUGUUUUUACAUUUUUGGGUGCUCUAACAGCUCUGUCGGCUUGUCCUUUAUUCUACUUGUUGAAGAAUGGUCGUGAAAUUACUCUCAAGAGAAAGAGGAAAGAAGAUGCUAGCAGAGCAUUUGCAUUAUCUGUGGCAAAUGAGAAGGCUGAGGCCGAAGGAAAAGCCGAAGAAAGCAGAUAA
Molecule: messenger RNA, 1752 nt
Organism: Nakaseomyces glabratus
Lineage: Eukaryota; Fungi; Ascomycota; Saccharomycetes; Saccharomycetales; Saccharomycetaceae
Gene: QDR2
Product: cation transporter
Biological process (GO): transmembrane transport
Cellular component (GO): plasma membrane
Molecular function (GO): transmembrane transporter activity
Source: RefSeq, a predicted model, not a curated record